AUGCAAGAUGAAAUGGCUUCAUUGGAUAACUUUGGAACAAUCUUUCUUAUUCUACGUUAUGACUUGUCUCACGACCAACGGCCACACUGGGAACCUCGCCUUUUGGCUAUACCAUCACGCCCGCCACAGCGGGUUGAGACUUCCUGGGGAUCGACGCACUCCCGCUUAGCUUCAUCUGUUCUUUUCGGUGGCUUGCUCUCUUAUGCCGAGCCUGCAGCCCACGACUGGUGCCACCGGGUUAGGUAUAUCCAGGCAGGAAGGGUUGCCAAUCGUGCAUCUUUCGGUGCCAAGCCGCAAGAGCCGGGCAGGGCUGCAGCGUCGUCUGCUGAGCCCUCACCAGGGUUGAGAUUGGUACUGGUGGGGUUCAUGAGAGCCUUCAUUUGUCGCAGGCAACCAUCGCAUGAUGGCGGACAGAAGCAGUCUAGAACCUUGCCUUUACGAGCAGUAAGUCCAGCUGCAGUCAGUCCUCUUGGCACGGAAACGGGUGGUGGAUUCACAACCGGAGUCAUUACACGGCGGCUCAACGAGGACCGACUCCCGUCGAAGAAGCGGCAACAGAGCGGCAGGAGGAAGAUGUCUUUUUUUUUCUCAUCUGUUGUUGACAGCAGGGAAUGGAGUCUACCGGUGGCUGUGUAUGAUUCCCCCGUCAACUCGGAACUCGUGGCCGUCAUCAAACAUUUUUCAAAGGUUACACAGUCUCGAGAGUCAUAUCGUUCAACCUCGACGAGAGAAUUCCCUUGGUCCGCGAGUCUAUUGUCUUCCUUCCCGGCGUCGUACAACCAAGAAGUACGUCUGCCCAGGUGUGACGUGAGGCAGAAAAGAAGAAUCCCGUUCGUGGUCCCACGACAUGCUACCAUGGGAACCGACAGCUACCCUGAUGGUCAUGACCGUUGCAGAGAGACAAUACGCCAGAAAGAGAGAGAGAAAGAAAAAAAAAAGAGGUUGGUAUGGGAUACGGCCGACAUGCCAUUGAUGAGAUUCGUUGUUCGUCCUGCAUGUCCCGAUACAGGGUUUGGCAGGUAUCCGCUUUCCGUCUACAUUGCAGUGACAACCCGUCGUAUUUGA
Colletotrichum paranaense is the source of this 1065-nucleotide messenger RNA. RefSeq lists its product as uncharacterized. The transcript has a single exon. The record is from RefSeq and is a predicted model, not a curated record. NCBI's taxonomy places the organism in Eukaryota, Fungi, Ascomycota, Sordariomycetes, Glomerellales, Glomerellaceae. Bases 1 to 1065 code for a protein of 354 amino acids.